GUGAGCUCGAGAUCGCAUCAUGCAAGCCUGUCUGGCCAGAAUUGCCAACUUGAAACUUUGAGGCAAGUGGUUCUAACCGGGCCUGGAUCUCCCUUCAUAAAGCAGUCGAAAACCGAUAUUAAGCGCGCUCAUCAGGCCGCGGAUAAUAUUCUGGAUCGCAGGUGAACUAAAGUGCCAGCCAAACCCCCAUCUGUCAUAGCCUACGGAGCCAGCCGCCCUUGCAAAUGCAUUCAACAACGUGUAUCACCAGAACUCUCAGCAGAACACCCCGUAUCAGACUCACACCGCGAUGGCGACCACUGGGGAGACGACUGUUGCACGCCAGAGCAACUGAAUAUCUACAAUGCAAUGAUCCGGAUCUGACGGAAUCGCAACGUCUGGUUCGGACAUCCAUCGCAAAGAUAUGUGCCAACUUCCCCGAUGAAUACUGGGCCAAGCAAGAGGAGUUAAAGAAGUUCCCGACCGAGCUCUACGAUACUCUUGCGAAAGAUGGCUGGCUGGGGAUAUGUAUGCCUGAGCAAUAUGGCGGAUCGGGGCUGGGAAUUGCAGAGGCGGCUGUUAUGAUGCAGACCAUUUCCGAGUCUGGUGGUGGCAUGACGGCAGCAUCAUCCAUCCACAUGAAUAUCUUCGGUCUCGAACCAGUGGCCAAGUUUGGCACCGAAGAACAGAAAGAACGCUGGCUCGUCCCUCUCAUUGCGGGCCGGGAAAGAGCCUGCUUUGGUGUGACUGAACCCAAUACAGGUCUAGAUACCUUGAAGCUUCAAUCUUCCGCUACGCGCGACGGAGAUGACUAUGUCUUGACUGGAUCCAAAAUCUGGAUAUCGACGGCCCAAAACGCACAAAAGAUGCUUAUAUUGACUCGGACGACACCACUCGAUCAAGUGAAGAAACCUUCGCAGGGCCUGUCGCUGUUCUACACCGACAUGACCGAUGCAGUCGAGAUAACAGAAAUUCCAAAAAUGGGGAGAGCUGCUGUGGACACUAACACGUUAUUUUUCGAUGGCUGGAGGGUCCCGGCAAGGGACUUAGUCGGCAAGGAAAAUGAAGGCUUCAAGAUGAUCAUGCACGGUAUGAAUGCAGAAAGAAUCCUCAUCGGUGCCGAAGCUUUGGGGCUCGGCUAUACAGCUCUCAGGAGAGCCGCCAUCUACGCCAGCGAGCGACACGUUUUUGGUCGACCGAUUGGAAAGAACCAAGCGAUUCAGCACCCACUGGCCGACAGCUGGAUGAAGCUAGAAGCUGCCAGACUUAUGCUAUAUCACGCAGCAAAGAUGUACGACCAGGGCUAUGACUCGGGUGAAUAUGCCAAUGCAGCAAAAUACCUGGCCGCGGAGGCCGCGUUCGAAGCAUGCGAGCGAGCUGUCAUGACGCAUGGUGGUAUGGGCUACGCCAAGGAAUAUCACGUCGAACGGUAUCUGCGCGAGGUCUUUAUCCCUCGUAUUGCGCCCGUCAGUCGGGAGAUGAUCUGUAACUACAUAGGCGAGCGGGUUUUGGGAUUGCCAAAAUCCUAUUGA
Messenger RNA from Exophiala xenobiotica, 1511 nucleotides. RefSeq lists its product as uncharacterized. The record is from RefSeq and is a predicted model, not a curated record. Gene Ontology annotation, molecular function: acyl-CoA dehydrogenase activity; flavin adenine dinucleotide binding. Bases 225 to 1511 code for a protein of 428 amino acids. Lineage: Eukaryota; Fungi; Ascomycota; Eurotiomycetes; Chaetothyriales; Herpotrichiellaceae. The transcript has 3 exons.